CCUUUCGUGCUGACCUCCUCAAAGACCUACGUGCCACGUCCAGCUUCUCUCCUCCCUAAAUAUUGUUCUUGGAUGGACCAGCUCUUAAUGUCAUUAUAAUGGCACAUAGGCUUUUGUCUCUCCACUUGGAUACACCUGAUUCAAGACUAUUUUGAUCUCGCUCCGUUGCGCGUCAGCGUGGUCAUUGCGCGCAGCUAUGAGCUCGGAGAAGCCAAACUUUCUGUCACAGCCGGUGGUGAAAAACGUUUUCAUGUAUCGAAAUGGUGACCCUUACUUCGAGGCACGCAGGAUUGUGAUCAAUCAAAAGAGGGUGUCCAACUUUGAGACUUUGCUGCGAGAGGUAACCGGAGGGAUACAAGCCCCGUUUGGAGCGGUGAGGAACAUCUACACUCCGAGAGGAGGGCACAAGGUGGACAGCUUGGAGACCCUGCAGAGCGGGGAGCAGUAUGUGGCUGCCGGGAGGGAGAGAUUCAAGAGACUGGAGUAAGAACAACUUUAACUUUUUAACCUUACAAUAGCGACUGUGACGAAUAUUCAAAUACAGAAUAAAGUUACUGGUAAUCGUAAAUAGUGGCGCAUGACCUGUAUACUUGUCAAACUGUGGGUGACCAGGUUCAUCCCGUAGAAAAGCUUGCAAGUCAGGUGGAGUCACUGACCAUAGGAAGUAAUUUAAAUCACAUUUUUUUAUGUUUUACACACUGUGAUUGGCCGUCAGAGUUCAUGCUGUCAGUCAGUCAAAGUCCUGGGUAUCAAGCCCCCUUUUUAGGUCCUAGUGUUUAAAGUUUUUUUUUUUUCAGAUGUAACAGUUUAAAGCAAACUGAAAACCGUGCAGAGGCACAGCAUGAGGCAGAUGAGAUCAGCUCUUUGGAGAAGUGUACUCUACCGUGGCCUAAAAAUAAGUGGACUUAUGCUGCAGAUAAUGAGCUUUGUGCAACUGGUUAUUCAUAGAUUGCAGUGGUGGAGCAGUUGCAAGGACUGGAAGCAGUGGGGAGGUAUUAAAGACUUUGACUUUGGAAACUGAAAGUACACCCAUGCUUCUGGUAUUUUAAAAUGAAAUGUGUUCACAACUGCAAAAUAUUUUAAAAUAUGACAGAUUCUCAUAGUCAUUACCCAUCUCUUUCACCAUAUACCACCCUGUUCCUUAACUACCCCGAGGAACUUUAUGGAUAGUCUGUUGUAAUGCAACUGUUAUUCUGCUUUAACCAUUUAGUGUUUGGAUAAAUGAGAGCUAUAUUUUUAUUUAACUAUCCAACCGGAUCAUCCAAGAAAAUGAUUAUAUUAACCAUAAAUCAAAUUUCCUGCACAUUCAAACCAAUAACCAAUAAAAUUUUGAUUGAAUGAGAAGACAGUCAUGAUCCCUUUCUCAUUUUAUGUUCUUUUUAUAGUUACCUACAUAUUGGCUCAAGAAAGAAGAGAAUGAUGCAGACUCUUCCAAUGCAGGUAAGUAGGACGUGUUUAUGAAGUGAGAGACAACUUGAUGUUCAGAAGACUAUUUGUGUAGGAAUUCUUUAAAAAAAUUAAGCUCACAUAGCAUGCACUAAAAGUGCAAAAGUGGUGCAGUAGAGCUUAGCAGUGGCAGUGCACAGCAGGUGAGUGUCAGUGUGUUAUUACCUCAGGAUUUGCGGGGUUAAAUGUCAAUCACUUUAAUCACUUUUAGAGCUGUGAUACCUGGUUAGCUGUUGAAUAGUAAUUGUGUAGUGACGUAGAAAGAAAAAAACAGAGGAAUGAACCAGCUUUCAUUGCUAUAAUCUGAAUCAUUUUUGGCAUCUUACAAACACAAUCUGCAGAGAUGGAACCUGUUUACAUAAUUUACAAAGUCUUGUAUAUUAGCCAGACUUUCUUGGAGUGAAUUGGAACCUUGUAUGAUCUUGCCAAAAUGUCCUCAGGUUCCACUUCACCCUCUGGUCUUUUAGUUUUGCAGAAGGAGAUGCAUGUAGCCUAACUAGAUGGUUACUUGUUGAGGACUUCUAGCAGAAUUUAAACCUCUGCAAAGAUGUGAAUAUGCCAAAAAUCUUAAUUUGUUUGUCUGAAAUUCUUCAUUAUUGAGCUUGGUUGUGGUUUGAAGACCAAAAAGGCCUGACUACUUUGCACCUUACUUUUUAUUUUACUCACUAAUUUAUUAUUUAAGUGGAGAUUUAUACAAAACUUUUCCUCAUAUUUUUCAAGGCACAGUUUAGCCAGAGUAUCUUAACUCAAUUCAGCCUCCGAGUAAUCCAAGCUGAGACUAUCCACCUCAUACAAAGAUUUCGUAAACACUAUCUUUGCACCCCUGCCCCUCCCACAGUGUCAAGAUUUUAAAAAAGCUCAUUUAAGCAAGGUGUUAUGUUAAGCAUCGCUCUCCUUUGUUCGCUGUAAAGAAUCACUUUGUUGUCGUCUCAAUGGCCAUGCAUUAUUGAUUUUUGGAUCAUAAUCAUCCUAGCUUUUGAAUGCAUAUUUAAUCAUCAGCUGUGAAGUCAGGGUCAAAACAGGAGCAGCUCUAAGUCGAGGAGUCCACAGGCUCAUGUAUCUUGAAAGUCGCCUGCAGGUCUUCUUUCACAAUAAGAGUUGCUUACAUGUUAUGUAACAAAAUUCAAGCAAGGAAAGGAACAGUUCAAGGACAGCAGGACAAAAGACAGGCGCCAAAUUUGAUGUGCAAAUUUUUGUCGUUGGGUCACACAAGGUCUUUGACAAGGUAACAUGGAGCCUCUUCUUUCUAUGCCUUUGAUUUGGUCUCCAGUAAUAAAUAGCUUUGUCUGUGUAUGCCCCGCUUCUGCCCUUUAAUCAUAAAAAGAGGAUCAGGAACUACCCUCUAGGCUCCUGAUUUAGUCUUAUCACCUGCUAGCAAGAAGAUUUUUCUUCACUGAUAACCUUAAAGGCUUGUUUUUGUUCCUGUGAUUGUGUGACAAGCAUAAAAGGGGACAAUUCACCUCAGAAGGACCUUGCCUCCCCCUCAAUACUCCACUUAACCUGUCUGAUUGUGUUGUUUAAUGAUGAGAACUCUUAGCUGGCUGAAUGGUUGGCGAGUUCAUUUCUUGUCUCUGUUGAUUUUAGAGCGUUUAGAGGAUGGGCUUACGGGAAGGUUACAGAUGGACAUUUCUGUAGCUGACAGCUGGUAGAAACAGGCGUUUUUUACAUUUCUACUUUUAUUUCUUUCAUUACUUUUUGGUGGCUCUGUGUUUACCUCAAGCUCACCUUCUGGUCUCCAUGAGUGUUAGUGGAGAGGUCUGUUGUGAGAAAAGCUUGUCUUGGUUUGAAGCAGUCAUCCCUUACUCUUGAAAUAUAACAGCAAAAUUAAUCAUUAACUUACUUAAAACUUCAUAUAAAAUCUAAGCCAGAUAUGACAAUUUUAGUAAAAUGUUUAAACUUUAUUACAAGAGGAAUUUCUCAAGCGCUUGUUUCGUAUUCAAGGCACCUGCUUCGGCAAAUGUGCUUUGAUUUUUCAUAUUAAAGCUCCACUAAGAGUUUUCAGACACACAGAAACUUACUGUCAAGCCUAUUUUGACCUGCAAACGGAAAAUAGAGCAUAAGUAAAAUGGCUGCUUAUUUAUAGUUUUAGUAGUGAUGUUAUAGCAGAGGAUCUGUGUGAAAAUUGUGAAAAAAGCAGUUUCUGCUGUUGCCAGGCCGACACCUCACUUCUCACAUUAGUUUUUUACAUUAGAAAUUACAAUAAAUUUUUAAAAAGUUUUUUUUUCCCCAAUUGUUUUGUUUGCUUCCAGAUUUCAUAAAAAGACAUCAAGAUGAAUUGUUGUCUAUUUCCUAGUUAUCAAAAGAAGUCCUCACAGGAGCUUUAAUUGAUUAGUGUAUUUGCUUUGACCCUGUCCCUGGUUAAGCCUUUAAAUAAGUCCAGCAUCCUGCUUUAUGUUAUAACUUCCUAAAUCCUUCUUCCAGCCUUCUCAUAUCUGUUGCCAGGCAGCACCCAUCGACCCUAGAGGACUUCUAAUAUACCUCCUCUGUAUCUCCCUGUCCCUCUCUCUGAGGAUUCAAAUCUUUGUCUGAGAGUCACUGUGGGCUACCAGGUGUUAUAAGACAGGGCCUGCCGAGCUCACUCCAUGCAACCUCCCAACCUCUCUGAGGAUUACCAAAGACUCAUUCUUUUGCUGUCACAGAGAUGUGGGACAGAUUAUUCCAGUGUGAAGAAAAGCUAUUUUUCUGCACAUUUCAGGGUUUAACUUUCAGAUGCCAUGCAGUUUUGUUUUUUCAUGCUUGAAUGAAACUUAUUAUGGCAAAGGAAAGAAGCAGUUCUCUAAAUGUCUAUAUAUAGUUAGGGUUAGGGUUAUCAUCCACAGUAAACAAAACCUGCCACAUCAGGAUGUUGUCGCUCAUGUUGGCUCUGAUUCAGCUUACAGUUUUGGCUCUAGAGGAUUCACAGUAUCAAUCUUUUUGCCCUCUCUUUCCUCCCAUGGGGCAGGCAUAUAUAGAGAGGCAGUUGUCUUAAAGUAUUAGUCACCAGUUUUUGCAUCGUUCCUGAAAGUAGAUGUGUUGUUUUUAGCUUUAAACUGGGAAACUAUAACUGUACCUAACAGAAAGGAUAAGGACUACUGGCAUCUAGUGGUGAGGUUAGAUGUUACAAUGCCUAAUAAACAAUCACUCAUUAUUCAAUUUAAUGUGCCCUAAUUUGCCUUUUUUUUUUUCUUAAACCUUUUCUCCAAGGUCAAACCACUGCCACCAAAUCGAAUCAUUGUGUCGGCUCGAUUCCUGAAACCCAUUAAAGAGCCUUGUACAGUAUUGUAAGUAUUUGUUUUUCCUUUAAGCUGAAUUCCAACUGAAUGAUUGUGCAUGCACAGUUGACACAUUUAAUUACACAUUAGUCAUCCCUUUAUUAGAGUUUGAUUUAUAGCAUGUGAAUCUCAAUCUGUGUGGAAAAAGGGCAGAUGAUGUCUUAAGCUCCUGGAGGCAAAUCUCCGCUUGUUGAACUUGAAGGGCUUUGAGUACGAGGAAUGUAUUGUACAGAAAUGCUUAGAAGUGUUUCUUUGUGUGUGUAUUUUCUGUACUCAGUGUGGUAGCAAACGGCGAUGUCCUGAACCCUGCUAUGAGACUGUUAAUCCACCAGAGGAUGCUCAGCCAGUUUGACAAAAUCCUUGAGAUGAUAACAGAGAAGAUGGGUUUAAGAGUCCUGGGAGGUGUCCGAAGGUAAUGCUAUAAAGAAAAUAGGUGAACCUUAUACACAUUUAUAUUUCUGUCCAUGCUUGUCAUCAAAAUAACUUUAUGAGCAGAGCAUGAAGUUUGUGUCCUCCACCAUAUGUUCCUCCAUCACAGCAGAUGAGCUCAUUACACUGUCAUGCACCUUGCUGCAUAAAUUUGCAUACAUAUAAUAAAGAAUACAGACUUUAAUGUCCACAUUAACGCCGUGUGUGUCUGUUAAUGCUUUAUCUUAAUGAUGACUAUGUGAGGAUAUUUUAUGAGUCCAGUAUGUCUUUUUUGACCGGAACUGGGACGAGCGCAUGAUGGAGCUGUUUGGUCUGUUUUGUAGUCUGUACACCUAUGAAGGCCAGCAGGUGACUGACGGCCAUCAGAUGGAGAGUGGACAGCUUUAUGUGGCCGUGGGGAGAGAAAAGUUUAAGAAGCUGCCAUACAGUGAUCUGCUUUUCACUAAACCCAGAGGGACUAGGAGGAUCAACGGGUAAGCACUGUACACUGAGAUGUGCCACUAAUUGUAUCUUGGUGUCAUUCGUGUGUUAUGUUUCUUUUAUUCAUGGAAAAGUUAAAAAAAAAAAAAACUACAGUUAUGUAUUUAUAUGUUUGGUACCAAAAUACUGUCAAUCGACAGAGUAAAUAAUACUAAAAACUUGUGACUUGAAAAGACAAUUCAAACAUUUAAUUUUUCCCUAAAAAGUGUAUAAAUUUAAAAAACUUCAAUCACUUUGAAAAUACAUUUUGAACAAGUUCAGACAGAAAAUAUUGAUCAGGAGAUUGUUGGUUUAAAUAGGGUUUGCUGUUGUUGCUACAGGAUUGAUAUUUCUUAUCUUGCUUACAGCUGUGAACUUAUCACAACCUUAAUAUGGGCACAACCACAUGAAAAUGGCAACAGGUUAAUCAAUUUGAAAAGCGAGUAUUUUGCUAUUUUUUUAUCUUAGUGCUACUGUAAGACAUUGUAAUUUUGGUGCCCUCUGUGGACAAAGUUGUCACCUAUCAGCUUAUUCGGUCCUGUACAUAUAUAAGGGAUGUUCUCUUACAAAGUGUCUCAGCCUGCUUUUCCUGCUUUUUGUCCACAUCUAUAUUUGCACUAGCUGUAAAUUGUAAGAUGUGAACAAAGGCUGCUUGCGUUUGAUUGCCUGGUUAGGUCUAACUACAGCCCAGUGGCAGCAGUUACAGGUGUUUGCACAGGAGGAAAUUACUGUGUGAAAGGAAACAUCUUUUCAGUGAUGGUUUUGCUUUCUUCAUUCAACACAAAGAGGCAUUGGUGUUCAUUUCAUUCCGUUUCAUAACCAGAAAAAUGGCUUUACAAGAGGUUUAUAUAUUUUUGAUUUGACAGAAAAAUACAUUGAGUUAUUUCAAAUGUCAUUAAAAUAAAUCAGUACAAAUACUCAUUCAUGACGAGUUGUGCUAACUUCAAAAUCAAACUCUCUGGCUACCAAAGAUUGUUCUUGGAAAUCAUUUAGUUUGUUUUGAAAUGUCCCAGAGAGGAAAGUAAGAACUCCUCCAGGGUACAAAUCUUAUUUCAAAUCUCUUGAGCUUUUGUCCAUCAGCUCCAAAGAUCGAUAUUAAGAUUAAUAAUUUGCUUAAGGCAGCUUUACACUUGCCUUUCUCUCUUUUAAAAAUUUUAUAGGAACCGAUAAAGCCUUUUUUAUUCGCUCUUUUACCAUCUUAGUUAAAUAGUUUUUUAGACUUAAAAUCCUGGGAGAGCACUUUUCAAAAGUCUUGUUUUCAUAUGGUGUGAAGUAUUUGAUUACUGGAACAUUGCUGUAAUUUAUCAAACCGAAAAAUCUCUUUUGUCUUUACUACCUGAAAUAACUAUUUCCACGUGCCUGAGUUUUAGUCUUUGCAUUACGUAAUUAGAUUAAGUUCUGUAAUUAGGUUGCUGUGAGUAAUUUUGUCUGUCUUGUUUACAGAAUGAAAGCUUUCUCUCUACCGCCCAUCCACAGAUUCUCCAAGCAAAACGGAAAUGUAAGAGCCUUUUUACGGAUGUUUAAUGAAAAAAUAAUAACAUUAACACAUGAGUACAUGAUAGUAAUGUGUGGCCACAUGGUAAUUAUGGCAGUCUGUGUGCUCUCUUUGAUACUUGCUUAUAGAAACACAACAGUUACAGUUUUGUUGUAAUCAUCAAAACUUUUGGUGCUCACUAACAGUCAUGCCAAAAGAUAUAUGAAAACAGACUUUGAAGUGCCAGGAUAAGCUUCAUUCAACAGGAGCAGAGAAUUGGAGUUCAUUUUUUGUGCAUUUAAUAUGUAUAUAUUUACGUCAUGCAUAAUUUAAUAGCUUUUUUAUCAACUGAACUGGAGUUGUGUUUCUCCAGGCGAAGUCUACAGUGCGAUGUAGUGAUAGUGGGGAAGGAGACUCGAAGGCCUUUCCUCCAGCCAACACUAGUAACAACAAAGAGCAUCUGUCCUCCAUUGUCAGAGAGAUCUCUCAAGCCAGACUCAUCUCUCUCAGGAAGAAGAGGAGUGGACAAAGCAUGACUCUCAGCAUCACUGACAAUGGUAAUACAGAGACAAAUACAACACUGUGCAAUAAGUUUGAGGUGUUUCCAAGUCUGAAAGGAUGGUUUGGUUCUGAGGUUGUUGUUUUUUUUUUUUUUUUAAUUCUUGUUUUGGUUUUUCUGGUGCUGAUAUAUAGAUAUUUUUAUUUUGUGGUACAGAGAAAAACAACCAAGUCAUUUACAGUGAACUAAUAAUUGUACAAUUAAAAUCAACAAAAGCAGUUUUGAUCAUAGCUUUUCAUGCUCAGACUUGAAGUCUUUUCACCUUGAAAAAAGCUCAUCUUAACAUGCGAAAUUCAGAGAAAUUUUAGCACUUUUUGACAACAGCAAGAGUAUAUCAGAAUUAACUCUCAUCGGGAAACACAAACCCCUCCACCAGGGUAAGGUGGUAGCUCGAGGAAGGGAAUAAAAAUCCUUCCAUGGGGGGGAAAACCACAAGGUUUAUUUUUUUUGUGUGCAAAACACCGGAUUAUGGGUGGUUUUGUUCUUUGUUUUUUAAUUUUCUUUCCAGUAGUUUUUUUUUUUUUUUUUUUCAGAAUUUUUUUUUACUUUAUUUUUUUUGUGUGUUUUUUUCUUUCAGUUUUCUGCCUGUUUUUUUUUUUUUAUUAUUAUCAGUCAGGCAUAAAAAAAGGAAAAAAAACUGAGGAAAAAAAACCCUAAAAAAGUUUUUUUGCAAAAAAAAACUGUAAAAAAAAAGAGUAAACUAAAGAAAAAAAAACUCAAAUAAAAAAACCCUUACACUGUUUUUUUGUGUUGAUGAGUUAAAUAAGAAAACUAAGUAUUACACACCAGCUGUUAAACUGAACUGUACAGACGCCAUCUUGCCUGUCUACUUCUGUCCAUUGUUGAACCAAAAUUAAAAAAUAGUUCUCUUUGAAUGUACAAAUCAUAUUUACUCAUGAAGAUAAAGUCAUUAUUGAUUAAACAUUGCAGAUAUACUUCCCCCUGAACUCUAUAUUAAUCAGUUAUCCAAAAGCUUUUCUUCUGCUGAUGAAAAGUGAAAACAAGAGUCCUGCAAGGAUUAAAACUGACAUAGGCCUACUUAAAAAGUAAAACGGUUAUCUCACACGUUGUUGCAAAAGCUUGUGCAAUAUUCAGAAAGAGUCUCUGGCUGUGACCUUUCCUGUUUUCCUCAUGGCACAACAUGAUAAUAAUCUGUCACAUAGACUUUGGAUGACUAGUUGUUCGAAACGUCUCGUCUUCUCAAUAAGGACAAUAAUAUGUUAGACAAACAGAGCUCGGCUACAUUACAGAUUAUAAUACGUAAAGAUAUACUGUAUAUGUAUGAUGUAAUGCAUAGGUCUCAAAAUCUUAUGUAACCUGCUGCGGUCAUAAAUGUCCACAUAGAGGCACUGUUGCUCCACAGCAAACAGCAGGGAGAAGUGUUGAAAGUAGGUCUUGUAUGAUGACAUUUACUACUAUAACAAGAAACACAUUACAUCAUCCACUGGCUCCAUGAUCAGUUCAUUACUAGUUCCUAAAGAAACUCUGUAUUUGUGCUACUUAUGGGCACAAUGGCAGUUUACAAUUCUCCAAACACUGAAAUAUUUAAUUGCUUUUUAACAAAAAAGAUUAAGCUGAUUUUGCAAAGCUUUGAAGCAAAACAGAAUCCAGCUUUCGUGAACACCACACACUGUUUUUUUUAACAGCGUAAAAAGUAAAAGUGAGCAUUUUUUCUCGGUUUCAUUUCAAAGUUCUCUGGCAAUAGGCAUUUUUCCUCAGACUACUUCUGACCUUUUUGUAAGGACUACUGCAGUGCUUACCACCUUACGUCACCCUGUGGCUCAUGAAAGAUCUUGCCUGUUUCGUUGUCUGGCUGCAGAGUUGACAGCAGAAGCCCAGAGGAGCGUGGAGAAUUGCGUCUUUGGUUCAGGGGAGCUGGCAUUUUGCAUCAAAAGAGAGGGAUAAGAAAUAUGCAUUUGCGAUGUCUUUGUCUGUGUGUACAUGCCUGCAUUCGAAACCUGUAAUUUUGCCCUCAGAAUCCUUCUCCGUGCAUCAGAUUGUGUGGCAUGUCGCAUUACAAGGAGAAAAAAACAUGUUGCAUUAUUGGUCCCCUUGGGUGACAUUGACCAAAGAUUAAAUUAACAGACAGACAGCUUGGAAAACAAGAUCAGGCAUCAGACAGGACGGUUUGAAUGGCUUACAGAGCAUAUCGAAUUCUCAUGCACCCUUCAUUGUAUGACCUAUAAAGUCUUUUUCCAGUGCUGUCAUGUUUACAUAAAGGUAUUUUGCUUAUUUGUUUGAGUGAGAUGCUGGGUUUGCUUUAUUUCAUGCUGUCUUUGUAUGGCUGUUUGUCUGUCUCUGUCCAUGGUGCUGAACAGAAGGUUGAUGUUUGCUUGAAGUUUGGAUACUGCUUAUCUUCAUCUUUCCCUCUUUGAAAAGAAACAAACCUUAAACUAGAAUCAUGAAUGGUAAGAAAUGGACAUUGCUUCUGAAGUAUCAAAUUUCUAAAUGUCCACCCCAUUUCUGACUCUUGGGUCUGAUAUUUGAUGGUGACCAUUUACUGUCUUUGGAAACAGAAGUGGCAAUAUUUCAUCUACAGGGGUGGAUAUGCAUCGUAAAGUGUUUAUGUCUGUAAGGACCCUGUGGUAGAGCCCUGUCAAUCACAAGAACCAUUCAUUAGAGAAUGAAUGCCAUGCUGUGUUGACAAAGACCUGGAAUCAAUAGGAAAUCUCUAGUGUUGAGAACAAAGUCAAUGCGAGAAUGCAAAAAAUGACAGCAGUUCCCAGAGUGUCUUCUUGGGGCUUGCUCUAAAAGCCAAUGAAAUGCUGUCAGAGCCAACAAUAAACAGCCUGCUUCCAUAGCAACAUAGCACAUGGUCACAGCCCUGUGCAUGACACAUAUUUUUAACUCAGCUGGUCUGUCAAGGCCAAAAAAUGUGCAUUAUUUUUGCCUUAUUUGACUGAAAGGUGGGCAACAGAUGGGCAGCCUCUGGUUUUGAGAAAUAAAGCUGGUGCAGAAGUGGUUCAAACUGCAGUUCUUUAUGAGUCCACUUGAGGCUGUCUACAAAAGCCCGAGACAAGUGACGUUCCCUUUAAAAAAUCGCAUCUUUACAGUACAUGUAAUAUGUUUACAGCACUGUAUAAAAAAGUGCCUUGGUCUAAAAGCAGACUGAAGUCAGCAUCUAAAUUAUAAUGUCACUGAGACUACCUCCACCUUUCAGUCUAUGGUUAGCACAUAUUGGCUAUUUGCUAUGCUGAUUUCUGGGCUAAUUUGGAAGAAUACAGUCUUAGUUUGAGGCACCUCUACACAGACUUCAUUUGCAGACUCUAGAUUAGCUUAUGACAGUCUACAUUUGAAAUGUUAUUUUUGAUUCUGAUUUAUUUUUAUUUUUCGAUUUUUACUUUUUUGGGGAACCAGGAGUGUAAAUUGGAUAACAGGGUGGAUACAGCAAUGAUUUUUUUUUUUUCAUUGUUUACUGGCUGCUAUGAAAGCAACUUGCAGUCAUGUGAAGUCAAGCCCUUAAAAAAAUCUUAAGUGAACAUUUGAGACCCAACAGUGCAGUUGCUUCUUACUGCUCAUUGAAUAGAAUAAAAGUUAGAAUACAACAAUGAGCCGUUCCUAUUACAGUUUGGGACUAAAAGAAGUCCUUAAAGCAGCACAGACAUGGAAAAAAUCUCAGCUGCACAUUGGCUUUAAAAAAAAAAAAAGUUAAUCCUUUAACCAUUAGCAGCUAAAUUUGGUUUUGACAUCAUGUUGUUCUCUGUAGCUUCUCAAAGGGAAUACAGAGUUUUAUCACCUUUUAUAGAGAUGUAGUUACAGAGCAGAGGUGUUUCUUGGUGUUAUUUUCCCUUUUGGGAACUUCGGCCCAGCCUGGUCCUGAGGUAAACACAUCCCACUCUGGUGCCAAAGGGAACACAGCCAAGAGUUGAAGUCUGACUGGCAGCAAUAGUGGAAAGAGCACAGCAUGAAACCCACACUGUAGAUCUCUGGUGUGUGGGAACAAAGGAUUAUUAUAAAGGUGUCAUCUCAUUACAGAUACACUGAGAUGGGCACUGAGACAAACAAGCAAAUGAUAGAGAGACUGAGAGAAGAGAGGAGACAAAUGAGACAGAGUGACCCUGUAAUUUGAGAUUCUUCAUCUCUGCUCUGUGCCGACUCUGUUGUGACAAGAAGGCUAGUUUGUGUGUGUGUGUCCAUGUGUGUGUGUCGCUAUGCCAGCCCCCAUUAUUCACUGUCUAUCAGCUGCUGGGAAGCAGACUGAGGAUAACUCCAGCAGUUUCUGUCUGGUUUAUUGUAAAGCUUCUGACUUUUCUGCUUCAUUAGAGUGAACACAGCGGUGAGUGACAGCAAAGACAAGGGGAAGGCAUUGCGACAAGUCAUGCAGCAAAGGUCACAGAAUGAAUUUGAGCUCUAUAUAAUAAAGACAUUUGGCUUAAAAGACUUAACCAGCAACAUUGCUUGUCAUGUCUCCUCCUUUACAGAAGUUCUUUUAAAAUUAGAAAAAAUUAAGGGUUGGAUUUCGCUUCUGUCAGCUACAGCAUUUUUUUUGUAAAGAAAAAAUCAGGUUGUGGAUUACCAAUUAGCAGCUGUUGCUAACCCCAAAAUAGAAAUGGGUUGUUUAUCUGUGCUCUCUCUUUCUUAAAGGGCUUCUGUGAUCACUUCUGUUAAUGGCUCCCCUGAGAGAUGGAGAGGAAGAAAGGCUGCAAGGAAAGAGGAGAGAAAUAAAGCAUAGAAGAAAGGAAAGGGAUACGUUUUGACAGAUUAAAGGGGAUUGGCUGGUAGGGAAAGAAAGAUAAAAUGGAGGAUAAAAGAAAGAUGAUUAAAGAUUGAAAUAAUAAAGAUAGAAAUAUUACAAUAAAGGAAGGAAGAAUACAUGUGGAAUCAAACAGUGAAGAUGAUAAUUGGCCUUAGAUGGUGAAGCAUGAUGGGAAAAAAAAAAAAAGACUGAGAUAUUGAAGGGUGGAUGGAUGGGUGGGGUUUAGAUAAUUGCCUUUCAUUUGGAUAAUCUCUCCAUUUAGAGUCAUCAAAGCAGAAUUUGACUUGCCUCUGCCCCUUGCUGGGGCCAAAUUGCAACUCUAAAGAAAUCAACAAAAGAGCCUUGUACCUCAAGGUGGAUGGACGGACAGACAGACAAAGAUGGACAAGAGGAGAGGGAGGGGAGGAAAAUGAAGAGGGGCAAUUACACUGUGGUCUGUUCAAAGAGAGAGAAAGAAGAAGAGAGCGAGAGAGAGGUUUUCUGAUCAGCAGAUUAUUUUUAGACUCUGACUGACGUACUGUUUAUUUCUUGUUGAAUGCAUUAAGGAAAGACCACAUCAGUGGACGAUACACUGGCAUGAUGCGUGUCCUUAACUUAAAUACAAACCUCCCUCCUAAAAAGCUGAGGUGCAGUAAAAAUGACCGAAGCAUUGUACAAGACAACAUAUCCGAGGGUAUAACUGAAAAUGUUGUUUUAAGAAAAUAUCUGCUCAUCCUUAUAGGAUUUCUGGUGCUCAGUGGUUCAGGGUCUCCUUUGUCGUAUAUUUUGUACUUUGGGUGACAAGCAGAGACUACAGUCACGCCAGUUAAGCACCCAGAGUAAUCCACUGUAGAGUCAAGAUGUUGUAAUGUUGAAUGCAGUUUAACACUGUCUUGUUAAAAUAAGCAAGGUCUUCCUUUAGAAAAGGCAUUGACUGGAUGGCAGCAUAUGUUGCUCUUGAAUCUGUAUAUAUCAUUCAGCAGUAAUGGUGCCUUCCCUGAUGUGUGAACACUUUUGAGCCUCCAUAUUUUCAUGGAUGCUGGUUUUCGGAACUGAACAAUAAUAACAGGCCUGGCUUUCCCUCUUCUCCCUUGAGCAGAAGACCAACCAUCCAUAAUUUCCAAAAGGAAGGUCUGAAUUUUGUUCCUCAGACCAUUGGACAGUUUUUCAUUUUACCUCAGUCCAUCUGAAAUGACCCCAGGCCCAGAGUUGUCCUCAGAAUUUGUUUAAAAUCAGAUUCAUAUAUGCUUUCCUCUUCUACCCCAUAUUUGUGAAAUCCAUGUUGUGGUUUCCAAUACAGAGUCACGUCUUUUUUAACUGUAAUGCAGCACUGAUGAGGGCUGAAGUCUCAUGACCACUCAGUUUCUGUUUUCAUCCUUUAUGCAGAGAUUCCUACAGAUUCUCUGAAUUUGUACUAUAAACAUUAAAUUCUAACAUUCUUUGUAAUUUUACAAUCAGUGACUUAAAUCUUGAGUCGUUGAACUAUUUGCUCACGCAGUCUCUCACAGAGUGGUUAGCCUCUCCCCAUCUUGACUGCUAAGAGAGUUAGCUUCACAUGUGAAUGCCCUGUUGCAAAUUCACCUUGUAGGUAAUGUUUCUCCUGAUGUUUUAACUGCAUUAGACAACUUGUUUGGUGUUUUGUUGUGCCUGUGUAUAAAAACAACAAAAGCAAGUGAAUUUUUGUCUCCUUUAUCACAUGAAGCUCAGAAGCAUCUUCACUCUUUGGUUCUGUAUGUCAGUUUUGCAUUUUCUGUUUCGGUGCGGUUUGUCUUUUACUUCUCCAAGAGUGUUGUUGAUGAGUCUGGGCAAACUUGGAUCGAAGGCCAUUCAAGGACAUUCAAUUCGUCCAGAAACCCGUGUCCUGAGUGACCAGAGUCUAUCUUUAAAAGUGGAAGAAACCUCCUGCAUUUUUUUGCUACAUGCUGGAUCAAUAUCAUAUCCUUUUCUAUCAACUUCUUUUUAAGGUCGUUUAUAAUCAAGCAAGUUCCAAGUUGAAGAAUUGGCCGGAAAAUAAAGCUGUUUCAUAAAGUCUAAAUGGCAAAAAUUCUUGAUAUACUUCGCAAAUCAAAUGCAGAUUGCUGCCUAUGUGUGAAAGCUGUGUGUGUCUGCAUGUUUUUGCCUUUGCUCAAGCACAUGCCAUCCAGCCAGAUCAACCUUAUGCCUCUGGUGUCAUAAAAUGUGAUGCUGCCUUGGGGAAUUAGCCUUGUUAGCAUAUGUAUCUCUAAUUCCUGUCAGAGUGAAACAGGGUUCAAAACAGCACUGGUAGGCAGCAGACGAGUGUACAAAGAAGCUACGUGUCUUAAACCGUGUGCUUGUGUCAGAAACUAGGCUCAGCAGCGAUGGAUGAGAAACAGCUACAUUUAAAGGAAAGAUUUCAUGCUGCUUUUUUUGCUUGCCGAGUUUUUAAAAAGUGGGUUUGUUGGCACGGUGUUAAAAAUGUUCACAUGUGGGUUAUGUGUGGCCUGUUUUUACGAACAUCUUUGUGACACAAUUCAGAAAGCACAAAUAUCUUUCCCAAUCCCUCCCCCCUUUCAUACUUCACCUCAUUUCAUCUCUCCUCUUUCACUAUGACAGAAAAAGGUUCUUCAUGACCCUUUGAUGCAGGAUUACUGGAUUAAAGAGCAGGGUAGCUGUGCUAAUCUGUCACGUUAAUCUGCUAACAAGUGUUUCAGCUGUGGCAUACAACUGUGCCAACUGUGACAUGGAAAGUAAAGGGUUAGGGUGACGUGACACCUUCACUGACACAAAUUUUCUUUAUUUCUGUCACUCUGGAUCUUACCCGCCUCCUGUCUUUUUGUAGUUUUUGAGCUGGAGCUGGAACACGCACAUGUGGAGGAAGUGUGAUAGGAGCAUCAGCAUCUGCAGGGUUUAUAUCACACUGACACAGGGCAAAAAGCUCAGGCAUUUAACCUAAAACACAUGAGUAAACAUCUGACAUUUGCGGGGAUGAAAAUCUUCACCAUGAUGUUCACGGAAAACUUGAAUUUAUCACAAUAGCAACCAGUCGCAAUGUGGAAAAGCUAAACAAGGGUAGAGCAACACAUAAAUUCAUAAACUUUAAUAAACACAAUUAACUCACAUCAUCAGACAUUUUUCAUCAUGUUCAAAUGUGUAGUUUAUCCAUAUCUACAAAUUUGUGACUAAACCUAAUGCUUUUAUUUUUGUAUUUUUUUGUCAUGGUUUUGGGUUGCUUCAUUCCAGCAUCGUAAAACCAUGCUUUCAUUUUGAAGUACAAGCUACCUCUGGCAGAUAGUAAUUUAGGAGACAACUUGAAGACAGUUAGAAAGUGUAAAUGUUCAAUUAUUUAGGCACAAGCCCUAAGAUUGUUUUGUGAUUCAAGAUAACUCUAGGGAUGUUAGUUUUCAAAUGAGACUGAAAAGGCUGCGUAAGCUAGCUUGCUAGCUGCCUCUUCAUCUCUCUACCAUUUUAUGUGAGUAUGUGGACACCGGCGUUAAGAACCACUAGUAUGACCUCAUGAUAUCAUAGCAAGCUUAAUUUCAGCACAAUAUCAAUGUUUGAUUUUCUUCCAAAACAGAGUUAUCAAUACCAAAAUUUUUCAACAACCCAAGUCCAAACAAUGCAGUUUAAGACGCAUCAAAACAUUGCUAUUUAACAGAAAAAGACUUAAAAACUAAUACAUUUUUCAGUUUUCUUUACAUAAUCGAUUUACAUCAUUUGUACAGUGAGGUCAGAUUCACAUUCAAGGUGGCACAAGUCUACCUUCAUCUUAUGUCUGGGUCUUGCUCAAUCUGUUCACAUCCUGGUCCACACCACCACACACUCACUGCAUAAUUCCACUACCAACUAGAGACAAGUUGACACAAAAUAUUAAAUGAAGAGUUUAUUUUAUUGAUUUAGAUCCAGUUGAUAUAUUCAGCUCAAAAACAGAACUUCUUAACAGUGGUUAUGGAUUAAAACCAUGGCAACAGAUUCUUCUCAGAUGAAAUGCAGGACAAAUUAUCAUUCAACAGAUUGUUUCAAUUCACAACUUAGCCAAAACAUUAGCGUGUUUAUUUGGUAUAGCUCACAUUGAACUGCACAUUUAACAGGACUUUUGCAGAAAUAUUUAUGUCUUCUUUUAGAUCUCUUUCUUCUUUAACAUUGUUACACAUGCAAAUGAAGUCGUAAAUCUGUAGUUAGAUUAUCUCCCUGAGAGAUUGGCUGUUAGAGUUUUGUGUUUUCCAAAUGAAGUAAAACUAAUAUUGAAAAUUUACUUGUAUUACUUAGCCUAAUGAUAUAGUACACUUGUGUUUUUGCUACAGUGUCAACAGGCAGAGCUGAAAUUACUGAACUGCUCUCCUUGGACUGAUUUUAUCAACCAUAUUGAAUGCUUUAACUGCUGGGAGUUGAUUAUUUACAGAAUAUUUUAAAAGCAUAAAAUCCUGAUUAUAAACUGAAAAAUAAAAUCUUAUUCAGAUGUAUUAUCAUAUUCCAAUCAUAGACAGAAGUCUUAAGAAUAAAGCCUUUACCUCAUGAGGACAGCGGGUGAUAAGACUUGAGGCAACUGGAGGAAAACUGAGAGAACGAACUCCACAUAUGAUUAAAUUAUUUAACUAAAGCCAUGACCUUUAUAAAUAUUACUCUGCCUGUCUGACUGCAACAUUGUUAAGCAGAGCUUUCCUCUGAUUUAAUGUCAAAGCUAUCUUAGCCACACACACCGUAGAUAAGGUUCUUAUACUGCAGGGAAUGUCUGCUUUAUCCAGAGACAUGGUGCGGGGUUCAUUUACUCAAUGCAUAUUACAAUCACAGCUUAAUGUAUAGGACGUUACUCAUUUAAAAUAACUGUCAGGGUGGACAUAUGUGUUGUUUGUCCUCCCCACACACAAUACAGGAUCUGUAAUUCAGUGGAUGCACUGUGAUGAUGAGGUUCUGGCCACAAUUUCCAUCAGUUUUAUUGGUGCCAAGGUUUAAAGGCACUGCCUGAUGUCUGAAAACUCCACUUCUAUAACAUUUUGGGAUUUAAAGGGGGAACAUUUUUGAAAGAGACAUUUUUUCUUUGUUUUUUGUUGCUUUUGUGGGUGAAAAGCUUUUUUUUAAGCCACAGAAGACAUCUUAAACUCCCCUUUCACUGUUUAACUGAACUUUGUAAGUAAUAUCAAUGACCUGUCCUUUUAGUCCACACUUUAAUAUCUUUAGCCUUAGGCAUUAGUAUUACAAAUAUGAUAGAGCCCAUCUUUAUAUUAAACACUUUUCAGAGUGAAUCUUUUUCCCCCUUUAAUAUUUUUGUUUCAUAGGAAUCUGAUAAAAAUAUAUUGAGUGCAUACAUGAGACAAAGAGGACCGCAUGAAUAGGUACAAAGUCCAGUCAUCAGAUUUUACGUCGAGCAGCUAGAUUGUUUUUCUGGCGACCACAUUACUAUAAACCUCAACACCGGCCAGGCCUUUCUAUGGUGACUGGUCAUACACUCAUUAAAUGUUUUAACAGGACCUUGGUCUCUGACUGGAGUACACUUGCUGAGUGGCAACAUUUCAUAAUCACCAUUAACAGUUACUACCCGUGUUGUUUUACAGCCUGCUAUAACUCAGCCAUGUGCUGAGUGGGUUAAAUCAUCUGGGUGUAUAUAAGUAGUAUGGUGUUGUGUACAUGAGGAUAUACAGGAAGGGUUUUAGGUACAUUAAGUACUACAUCAAGAUCUGAGUGUUCAUUUAACACUGCACAGCUAAUCUAAUUCAAGUAAAACUGGCUUGUGGAGCAUUACAGUGAGCCUUUCAUGCUUUGAUCCUAUUGCAUUCAUACUCUAAGCACUGAAACUAUAAUUUCUUUGAAUUAGAGCCUCUCCCUUUGAGGGAUUUUCAAGGGCUGGCAUUGGAAGAAAAGACAUUGGUGCUGUAAUCAUAUUGACCAAGAUACACAAAGCAUUUUCUGGAAAAUGUCUACCCAUGUUGCAACAGAUAAGAAUGAUGCAAUUAAAAAGCGUGUUGCUUCAAAGAGGUGGUGUUGUGCUUAUUUUGAGUUAAAAUGCUGUUUGCCAGUACUAUGCAUGACCAAGGUUCAGAUUGAAAGGUUAAUGUGUGUUGAAGGAAUCAACAGGUAGGACUUUUAGGUGCUUUGAAUGGCUUGUUCAAAAAGUCACACAAAAAUUCAGCAAAAUCAAUUUGAUAUGUGCUUAAGUCAUGACAUCACCAGACAGCGAAACUCCUUAAAAGGACAAAUAUAUCAUCUUACAAAAAAAAACACAAUUUUGUUGUAUGACAACAGUGAAGGAAGCUUCCAGAAUGCUGGGUUCUGGAAUGCUGGGAGGAGGCGGGCCUAAACAAAGUAUCUCAGACUCAGGGGCUGAAAUUAAGGUUUUCAAAGACAGCAGCCUUAAGAAACAUUGAUCUAGAAAUCAUGUUAAGCUGCUGAGGAGCUAUCAGGGGGACAAUAGAAUGAGCGUUAUACCCCCUCUGUGGUGAUUGAGACCUCAAAUUGUUCAGCAGGCCUUCCUUUCAAGGACCAUAAUGGCUUAAAAGUCCACUUUGGUCUACAUAAUGUGUAUUGUAAUAACCAGUUGUGAUGCUUAAUGAUAUAUUUCUGUGCGUUUUCCUGUUAGAAAAGAAGGUGCUUUUCUUUUAUGUUUUGUUUUUGACAUUUUCAGCACACGCUCUGUGUUAGAUAUAGUUUCCAGUAGUUUCCAGUCUAUGGUUCCGCUGUAUUCAGCCUUUUUCUUUUCACAGAACUGAAUCUUCUAAUCCUUGAAAAAUGAACAAAAGCUUUCCAAAACGUGUUAUCAAAUCAUUUGCACAAUACAAAGAACACAAUGAUCUCCUGUGGUGACUUUACUGUUGUCAACAACCUCAUUUAUUUCACUGUGCUUCGGUUUGUUAUGAGGAAAAUGUAUUCGUGCCCCAUUUUCGCUCUGCUGAAGAUUCACUCAGGAAUCAUGUACAUGAUAGCAGUGGAUGAGUUUUCUCAGAAUCGCUUCCUGGAGGACUAGAACGGCUUUUGAAUGUGAUACCAGAUCCUCCAAGUCUCUGCAAGAAGUGGCUACACACUCAGACUCUGCGAGACAGCACUGACGUAAUGCAUAUCAACACUUGACAUUAGAAGAAGAGGGUUUGGAAGAGGAUGGAGUAAAGUUUGAUUCACACAUUGGUUACCUAACUCCCUGCUGGGUUUGAACUCUGCAGUUUGUUAUGAUUAGAGAAAUUAGCAACAGGCCCUUUAUAUCCCGCAGAAAGAAUUGGAAAGAAGAGGCAUCUGUUUGUUUGCGCUGUGUUGGGACUGUGUUGUUGACAAUGCAAUUCAGGGUUCAUGUGAGCACAGCUGUCUCUUCUGUGAUCCACGUUGUUGUUUUAUUAAUUAAGUUGAUGAAUAUGGUCUAUACAUAUUUCAUUGAAUAGUAUUUACAUCAUGUUACCUGGUGUAAACUGCUCUCUGGAUUCCCCCGGCGUGUUGAGGUUACUGGAAUUGGAUGAGCACAUCAAAUGGAAAACCAGAUCAAAGUGAUGCUGCAUGUUAUUGUGCAACUCUAUGUAUGCAGAGAUCACAAAGGGCCUCCUUUUUUAUUUGUUUAUUCUUUUAAAGCAGUCCCCUAAAAAUAAAUUCCUGCAGCAGUAGAGGAUAACAUGCGUGUUUGUUUGUAAGGAAGAUAGAGAAAGAGGUUGUUUGUUGAGAAGGAGGUUAUUCUAGUGCACUACCUGCUAUCACUUCAUCUUUAGUUGAAUUUUAUUACAUUUCUCUGCAACUACGGUCAUUUGUAAUUCUACCUUUCAGAAGAAUGGCAGAGAGAGCGAUUUAUAUGAGUAAUUAUACGCACUUACUCUUGCAUUCUUGUUUUAGCUUGCUGUGAUGGAUGAGAUGUUGUAACACCUCUAAAAUGUGACUGUGUUUUGUCUGUGUCAGUGUGUAUACUUGCAGUCCCAAAUCUCAAAUCUACAGGAUAUGAUAAAGUGCAGAAAGGAGCCAUUCAGUUUAAUUUGAUUUAGCACUUUCAUGAUCCUCAAGUCAUGAUAAGAUGUUUGGAGUCACAGCGGCUCAUUCUGUGCUUACUGCUUACACUAUCGCCUGGCCCUGGCUGCUCUUAAUGAAUGCAGCGAUUUCCAUAAAAUAUUCUUAAAGAGGUCCAUUAUUAUUACCAUAACGUUUCAUCUCCCACCAUAGCUAAACUUCAAUCAGUUUUGCAUUUGAAAUGCAUUAAAUGUCUCCAUAAACUCUUCUAAUCUCCACCAGAGUCAUUUUUCUUCUUUAACUGGUGUGUGUGGAAAGGGAAACUAAUAUUAAAGACAUUAAUUACACUGUUCUGUUCUCUUUUUUUUAAGUACACUCUUUCGCCGCUUAAUUCUGAUUGGAAAUUUCAGUCUCAUCCAGGGUUUCAAAACAAGAGUGUAAUUAUGUUGUUUAUCAGAGCGUGGAGUUGUAUUCCUCUUAUGAUGUUUUGGGUUAAUUACUCCGAGGCCUUUGAUGGACAAAUGAAAACUUUAAAAAUAGUGUAUUAAUAUUGCACUCAAGCAAAUGUGCCUUGUGGAACUGAUUGCUUCAGAUGAAUUGAACGUUAGUGGUACUUGGUUGCAGUGUGAUGUCUUCAUUAAAAACCCCAAGACCCCCAGUAUCAUUGUGCAGCUGUUUAGACAGUAAAUUAUGACAAGCGAUUCCUCCUGGGAAUUGUGGGAGAUGUGCUCUUGUAGUCCUGUAGACUAUUGUUCUUCCUUAUUUGUUUUGCUAUUUUAUGUUAAAACCAAUCUGGUCUUGUGUGGUGGGAAAAUCACUGAAUAACACUCACAGCUAUCUUUAUUAUAAUAUUUAUUACUUAUGUAUUAUAAGUUACUGUGUUACAUCUUAAUAAAAGCCAAUCUUAAUAAAAUGAAACCUAGUAAUACUCAAAAAAACAAUGCCUAAAUGUAAAGCGAAGUUCUUCUUUUCAUGUUUUUGAGUCCAACAACAACACCUGUAUUUUUUUAACUAUGAGUUAAAAUUAUCAUUACAAAAUAAUCACAACAAAGUGUUUUUUUGUUUGUUUGUUUUUAAGCUUUCAUGGCCCUGAAAUCCCCUGCUGUCCCCUCUUCCCUACGUCUUAUAAAAUGUUUUCUGUUUCUCUCAUGGCAUCCUGUUGUUAUCUGAGGAGGUUGUUUACCUGCCUCGGUUGGUCUUUGGGUGUUCAUGCUUCACCACCAGGUGUCACUCUUGUGCUGUUCACUAACCAAAGCUGCAGUAUUAAAGAUGUAAAAUAUCAACAAGUAACUAACUGGAGUAGAAAAGGAGAUCCUCUUAUAAAAAGGAGAGGUUCUAUGAUUUCCAAGAGUGUGGUUAUCAGCUUUAGCUGAUUAAUUCAGGGGUGAGGCUCUAACAGAGUAGUCAGUUCGUACAGGAAUAUUCAAGCUGUAAGAAAAUUGAUUGAAUGGGGGUUUGAAAUAACAACAACAGCAAUACAUGACUAUAAAUUAGAGCAAGGUCGUUUUAGAUUGUUUUAUGCCAGAAUCGAAUGAGUAACAUUAAUCUGCAGCCACCCUGACGUCUGUUUUGUUUUCAGGAAAUAACUGUCUGCUAUACAGUUUAUGUUGUUUGAUUUAAUAUCUGUCUCUGUUUGGUUGUACUGGCUCUUUUAAAGCCUAGGUUAGAUGGACGACACAUUCUUGUACCAGAGAUUCCCCUGAACUUGUUUCCAUGUUUUAAUUACCCAAACAAGCUUACUUUGACACAAUUUCACACAUUUGGAGGAAACACACAUACAGUAUAUCCAUAUGUCAUUAUUUCACACUAAAACACACUGUAAAGAAAAUACUUUACGAAAGUGCUCCUUAUUAUUUGACACAUUGCUUAAUAUUAUUAUUAUUUUUUAAUUUCCAGAUGAGCUGGAAGCAAAGGCUGAUGAUGGAAACAGUGAGGACAAUCCCCCCCAAGAACAGCCAGCUGAAGAGGUAAACAAACUUCGGUGUGCAUAAUGGACUGGUAGAGGGACAAAUGAAGGCAUCUUAUUAAGUAGCUCUGUCAUUAGAGCCCAAAGCGUGCUGUUCCUUUCAAUAAGUGGUGGGUUUAGUCUGUCACACGGUAUUUCUUUUUCUCUUGUUGAACUAGAAGUAUAUCACAGGAUGGUUUGUAAUAGUCUGCUCUACAUCCUGAUGAGGAUCAUACUUAUAUCAAAUCCCCUUCCUGCUGAGGUCCAGUUAAUCAAACCUGUCGUCAAUCAUAAAACCCCUUUUAACAUCCUUUUUAAAGAGCUAGUCCAUUCUGUUUUUUAUUCCCACAUUUCUAGAAGUCCACACUGUGUUUUGAAUGCUACUUUAAAUCUGUAGAUGUAUUUCAGACAGACGCCUCACAGUCCCAGGGGUGAACUUUUGAGUUUGGUGUGACAUCUGUCAUCACAAGCAAUGUUGCUAAUCCAAGUAUAUAAUCUGAAAGAGACAAGCAGUUUUUACCUGGAAAAAUCCCAGUAUGUAUUUUACACCAUAGCUGAUGUAGACAUGUGUCUGUAAAGCCCAAAGCCCAGGGUUUUCCAUGUCGAAAAGCUGGUUCUUUUUUUAACUUGGCCAGAUCACCAUGGUAACCUUCUCUAAACUCACCAGGCCAACUCAGUGUUACAGCUCAAGCCAGCAGUCAUUUCUGAUUGAAUCCAUGACAGAGUUCUCCAUGUACAAAACAGGUCAUCACUUUGUGUAGAAUGAGUCAUUUUAUUAUUAUUAUUAUUAUUAUUAUUAUUAUUAUUAUUAUUAUUAUUAUUAUUAUUAUUAUUAUUAUCGUUGUUAUUAUUCUUGUUGUUAUUAUUCUUGUUGUUAUUAUUAUUAUUAUUGUUGUUGUUGUUAUAUAACAUAGAGUAAGGAUGUACAGUGCUUAUAAUGUAUGCACUGCAUUAUGGGAGCCUUUGCAUUUUGACUGCUUGAAUAUUUUUAAAUUCUUUUAGACAUGAAUAUAAUCCACCUUCUCCAGUCUCCCUCUUCUUGUUUUACUGCUCUUCUUCAUGUCGCACUUGAAAUUUUAUCAGAUCACCUGUGCAGUGAAGAACAUCAAAAGCACAACUAUCUAUGAACUACAUUUGGAAAUGGUUCAAUGUUUGGAUCUGAAACCCUGCCAAGCUGUGUAAACAGCUGGUUUUCCAUCAAAAUCAGAUGACAAGAUUGAUUAGUGUAUUUAUAUUUAUCUCAGUUUAAAUCAAAUUCAAACCGCUCAAAUUAAAGAUAAAUAAGAGGCACUUAGCAUGUAUCCAAUGAUAAAAUCAAUAUAUGAAUUUAUGAAUUUACACAAUAAUUUUCUGCAGAAGAGCUGAAUUUUACUGCCAUAACACUUAAACGUUCAUCUUCUUUCCACAUUAUGCCAGUCAGACUAAAGCAAACAGCAAGUGGUUGCUCAUUUUUGAUGCAGGAGAAGCAUCAAAUGACGUGCUUAAUGGCCCUUUUCCACAGAAGCACACCCAGAGCCUGAAGCUUGUAUUAACAGAGGAAGUUCAUAAACUGUUGUGCUACACCCACUCUCUCUACCCAAGGCUUGAGACUUUGUAGAGCUUGCUGACUUGAAGAAACUCUGGAUAUGUAAGGUUAUUUUAACAGUUGAUGUCAUCAUUGUUCACAGUGUCGUAGUUCCGCUUGUCGUCUCCGUCUUUGACCAGACUGUUGUCACCGACGUUUUAAUUGUUGUCGUGACUUCUGACAUAUCCAUUGUUUUGUUACGUGAAAAGGUUCUUGGCACUGAAGUAAACAUGUUUUGCUUUGUCUCCAUUUCUUUGUCACUCUCUUUCACUCUCUCUUAGGAAAUGUAGGUCAAAGGAAGAGUAACUGUAAACAAUCUAAUUUCACUGUAUGCCUGUUAUUUAGAGCUAUAAAUUUGUUUCUGUGGCUUUAUUGCAUUAUAGAAACCUGCUGAUGAUGAAACAAAAGCCGCAGAGGAGAAAGGAGAGAAGGAGGGAGAAGGAAAGAUGGAAGCUGCUGACAAGAACACCUCUGAAGAAACCAGCGGAGAUGAAGAGAAGAAAAAUGAGGACACAAGUGUUGAAAAAGAGAAAGAGGCAACUGUAGGCGCCGAGGAGAAGAAGGUAGAAGAGGAAAUAAAGAAGGAGGUCAGAGAUGAGGGCAAGGAGGAGGUGAAGAGUGAAGAGCAAGGGUCCAGCAGUAGCAACGGUGAUACGACUCUGGAAAGCAAAGAGAAAGAGGAUGAAGGCCAUGAAGGUGAAAAGCUUGAGCAUGACACAAAUAUAAAAGAAGAGGGGCAAGAUAAAGAGAGCGAACAGAGGGAAGAGAGCAGUAAGGACCAAGUUAAUGAUGUAGACACGGGGGAGGAAGAGAAAGAGACAGAAAACAGCAGUGACCCAGAGAAGACCCAAUCAGAUAACGACACAAAAGAGAACCGCAAAGAAAGAGGCAGCAGUGGUAACAGUAACCAGGAUGAGGACGCUAGCACAACCAAAGAGUUGGGAGAAGAAGAGAAAAUGGUGAACGGAGAGAUCAGUGGUGAGGAUGAUGAGGUGGAAAGUGAAGCAGAGCUGGACUUGGAGGAGAAAAAAACAGCCAGUGGCAAAGAGGGCAUGGAAAAUACAGCGAAAGAGCAGAGGGAUAAGAAAGAAAACAAGAUUCAAAGCAGCAAAGAGAAGGAAUGAUAAAGAGCUAAAGAUGUCAAUGUUAGGAGAUGUGUUGUGCUGAAGUAAUGCUUUGCAAUAUAAUUAAAGAAUAAUUAAGAUGAGGGAGCGAAUUCCCAGAAUGCAGAGCAGGAAUGAUUAAUAUUUCACCAAAUCGCCUUGUAGAAUCUACUGUUAUAACAAAAACAGAGUCCAAAUGUGAACAGUUUUAGAAGCUUUCAGUAUCUGACUGCUUAUUGAUGCACAGAAACACAAUCAUAAUUUCAGUAAUAUAUACAAAGCAUAUUUAUCAAAACAUAAAGUUGUAUCAAGUCAAAUGGUUGUAGUGAUUUAUUUGUCAAGAAGUACUGUUAGCACUUGGGUUAUAUUUUACAUCCCAAAUACAUGAUCUGUGUGCAACAAAAAGAAACUUAGAUAUUGUAAAAUUUAAAAAAUAUAUAAACAAUUUAAAUGUUUAUUUUUACAAAUAUGGUUAUUCUUGAUGCUUUUUGUUAAAGAUGGUGUUUUGUUUUGUUUUGUUUUUUUUGUAUGUAUGGUGUUUUUGUCCCGGGAAUAUGUGACAGUAAUCAGCUUUAGCCAGAUAAGAUUUAUUCAACAAAGUAUAUCUUAUUUUAUCUUGUGUGUGAUUGUGUUUGCAUACAGUAUGUGUUAAAAUGUUCAGCAGAAGAAUAUUUAAUAAUAAAUCUAUAGUUUAAAGCCUUCUUUGGCAGUUUUUCCAGACUAUUAUCCUUCAUCAAGUAGCCACUGUAAUGUAUGCAUAUUCAUUUAUUUAUAUCUGUUCUGCCAGAAGAGAAAUUAAAGUCACCUAAUUAAACAGA
Molecule: messenger RNA, 25592 nt
Organism: Xyrichtys novacula (pearly razorfish)
Lineage: Eukaryota; Metazoa; Chordata; Actinopteri; Labriformes; Labridae
Source: the annotation of a GenBank genome assembly